AUGUCGUUCAAGGUCAAGGCCUUGUACGAAUACAACUCGGGCCACGAAGAUGACCUCAUUUUCAGCGUCGGCCAGAUCAUAACCGUGACCGACGAGGAAGAUGCCGAUUGGUAUGCGGGGGAGUACGUCGACGAGGCCGGCAACAAGCAAGAGGGUAUUUUCCCCAGGAAUUUCGUCGAAAAGUAUGAGCCUGCAGCACCUCCUCGUCCGGCAACACGGCCCCAGUCCAAAAGGGAACAUAAACCCGCCGCCGAAGCUCCGAUUCCAGCCCCGGAAUCUCCGAAGCACGAAGUUGCUCCGGAGCCUGAACCUGAGCCCUUGAGAUCUCCCUCGCCCGAGCCGACGAUUUCCUCUCCUCCGCCAGCACCUGCGGCUGUUCCGGUGCCAAUUCAAUCUGCCCAAGCUCCCGCCUCCCCUCCGGCUCCCGCACCCGCCCCUGUUCCAGUGGCCGCGCCCGCACGUCCUGUUCCCCAGCCCACUGAGGCGCCGUCUGCCGCAAAGUCGCCCCCUGCGCCCAAGCCUGCUGCCGUUGUCUCCAAACCCAGUGCUGUACCUCCACCUGUCUCUGAUAAGCCAACCGGAAAUUCUUUCAAGGAUCGUCUUGCUCUUUUCAACAAGGCAGCUGCAGCCCCCCCCGCCCCCUUCAAGCCUAGCGGGCUGAGCUCAGGAGGCGGCUCGAGCUUCAUCAAGAAGCCGUUUGUUGCCCCCCCUCCUAGCAGGCACGCCUAUAUUCCACCGGUCACCCAGGCCCCUGUUGCUAAAGUAUAUCGUCGUGAUGAGGAUCCGGAGGUCAAGGAGCAAGAAGCCGAAACGCUGGAGAAUGCUGGAAAAGCGGGACUUGUUGGUAAUACGGCACCAACCUCAUCAAGGAAUGAGGGUGAAGCCGCUGAUGAUGAACCCAAGCCCAUGAGCUUGAAGGAGCGCCUCGCUCUUCUCCAAAAGCAGCAAAUGGAGACUGCGGCUCGUCAUGCCGAGGCUGCUGCCAAGAAGGAGAAGCCCAAGAAACCAGUGAAGAAACGUUUGGAUAGCCACGAUGCCACUGCCGCCGAAGGUGAAGCUACUAUUCCUGUUCCACCCCCUCUGGAGCGUCGCGAUACCGAAGACACCACAGGCCGCGGCUCUCUGGAUGAAUCUCACCCACCUCGAAUCCCGCACCCUGGGCGUCGCAGAUCUUCAAGAGGAAUCGAACCGAAUGAUGGUAAUGAGGCUGAUAUGUCUGGGGCUGGCGAGACCACCGAGGGUCUGGAGGAGCUCACCGAAAAGGAGGAAAAUGACGUCAGACCAAAGCAUGUUGCUACUGCCGCGAAACAAGACGAUGAUGAACAGGCUGAUGAGGAAGAUGAAGAGGAAGAAGAAGAGGAGGAGGAGGAUAUCGACCCAGAGGUUCGGCGCAAGGAGGAACUGCGCGCAAGAAUGGCCAAGAUGUCAGGCGGUAUGGGCAUGCCGGGUAUGGGCAUCCCUGGGCUGUUUGGUGCCCCGGCACCUAUGAUGCCCAAGAAGAAGAAGGCCGCCCCUGAGAAGCACAUUGAGGAGCAUGAGGAGCCGGUCUCGCCUACUGCCCGCGCGCCCCCCGUUCCUAUGCCCGGCAUUCCUUUGCCUGGGCUCUCGCGCCCACCGCCGCCUCCCGAGCGAAAACAGUCUGCUGCCGAAGAGGUGGAAGAUGACGAGGACGAAGCCCAGCUGCAGACUCCCCAUCAGGAAGCUGCGCCAGCCCAAACGCCCAACGAACAUAGCGCACCCCCCCCUAUUCCUGGCGGGAGAUCAGCUCCCCCCCCUGUUCCUUCUCUGGACUCACGUCCGCCACCACCACCGCCAACUGCGUCGGCGAUUAAGUCCCCGAGCGAAGGGUCGGUGUCUGACGACGAGCUCUCCGAAAGGCCCAAUGAUGAAUCCGAUACACCAAAACCUGAUGUAGCCCAUGCGACUAGAGCUCCUCCUCCCCCGCCACCUGGGGCUGGCGGUCCUCCACCACUGCCACCUACAUCACCCCGGGCUGCCCCCCGUCGGUCUCCUGAUGAGAGCCCUCCAACUUCACCAUCGGCACCUGCUAUUCCCAGGCGCGACAGCAGGGCACCGCCUCCAAUCCCUGGCGCCGCCCCUCCACUCCCCACACAGAGCAGACCUCCUCCUCCGCCUCCCACAGCCGCGCCCCCGCUGCGUAGGGAUUCAACGGCUGACACCCGGCCGCCCCCAAUUCCCGGCGCACCACCAAGGGACGAGGAUAGUGGUGACGAAGAAGAGAUCACCGAAUAUGAGGGCGAUUACGACACCGACAUCGCCUCGUCGGUUCCUCACAAAGAUGCGCUCAAGGCCCAUCAGCGGGAGUCGAGUUUCGAGGAUAUCGGACCGAGAUCGCCAACGAGUGAGGCGCCCCCGCUUCCUUCCACAGCGGUCCCGAGAGCAGGACCUCCUCCAAUUCCCAGUCAGCCUCCCCCUCCACCAAGUGCGCCAGCGCCCUCGCGCAAGUCUGUAGAUGCGCCCCGCACAGCCCCCCCUCCCCCUCCCCCGCCGAAAGAGGCGCCGCCUGCUCACUACGAUGAUGAGUACGAUCCAUACAACUAUAGUUCGUCUUCUCAGGCAGCUCCAGCUGUUCCGUCAUUCCCGAUGCCCUCUCCGCAUGUCAGGCAGAACGAGGAGACAUCGGCGCAUGAGACCCUCCAGUUUUCCCCGCCACCUCCUCCCCCUCAGAACCUGAGGUCGCCUAUCCCCCCUCCUAUUUCCUCACCGCCAAACCGAGCUCCUCCGCCGAGAAAGUCGCUGGAUGUCCCCCGUGGUAGCGGUGGAAGACGUUCGGUCGAUGUUACUCGGCCUUCCAUGGAGUCUGGGUUUGUUGCUAAUGACAUUGAUCUAGCCAACCAGUCAGGAUGGUGGCUGCAGCCCAACGGCCUGCCUUCGCAGCUCCACGGCCGCAAGGAUAUCUUCUUCGAGUCUGAAGAAUCAACCUCCUCUGAUCCCCACCAGGGCGGCAAGACAAUUGUGACUCGGGAUAUCUAUGUGUUGUUCCAGGACUACUCCCAGACCGUUAUCACCGUUCGUUUCAACCCCCAGGACCCCUCCGAUGUCCAGCUCGACCAACGUCACGAGGCCCCACCACGAGCCUUGCGUCAGGACCAGCUUGAGGAAAGCUACGAGCGGUUUGGUCGUGCCAUCGGCGAGGCCGUCCACAAGCUGAAGGACACCGUUGUAGGCGAUGGGACUCCACAAGGACUCAUUCACGAGCUGCUGCGUCCCCACAAGGACGCUCUUCACCCUGUCGGCACGCGUGCCUAUGGCGCCCUGGUGUACAGCAACCUUGCCAACGCCAGCACAAGCCAGAACGACGAGAUCCGCCCCGGCGACAUCAUCAGCAUCCGCAACGCCAAGUUCCAAGGCAAGCACGGCGCCAUGCACGCCAAGUACAGCGUCGAGGUAGGCAAACCUGACCACGUCGCUGUCGUGGGCGAAUGGGAUGGCACCAAGAAGAAGGUCAGGGCUUGGGAGCAGGGCCGUGAGAGCAAGAAGGUCAAGCUGGAAAGUUUCAAGCUUGACGACCUGAGGAGUGGUGAGGUCAAGAUUUGGAGGGUGAUGCCUAGGAGCUGGAUUGGAUGGGAGGGUGGCGAUAAUGGUGGAGGAGCAACCGGCGGGAAUUAG
Molecule: messenger RNA, 3630 nt
Organism: Podospora anserina S mat+
Lineage: Eukaryota; Fungi; Ascomycota; Sordariomycetes; Sordariales; Podosporaceae
Exons: 3
Coding region: 1-3630 (1209 amino acids)
Biological process (GO): protein transport to vacuole involved in ubiquitin-dependent protein catabolic process via the multivesicular body sorting pathway
Cellular component (GO): ESCRT-0 complex
Molecular function (GO): protein binding
Source: RefSeq, a predicted model, not a curated record